This is a messenger RNA of Umbelopsis ramanniana AG, 962 nucleotides long. RefSeq lists its product as uncharacterized. Gene Ontology annotation, molecular function: mRNA binding. The record is from RefSeq and is a predicted model, not a curated record. The coding region runs from base 163 to 789 and encodes 208 amino acids. The transcript has 5 exons. Gene Ontology annotation, biological process: mRNA export from nucleus. Lineage: Eukaryota; Fungi; Mucoromycota; Umbelopsidomycetes; Umbelopsidales; Umbelopsidaceae. Gene Ontology annotation, cellular component: nucleus.
CGGAGAAAGGCAAAUAUCUCAUCAGAAUGGACGAUGAGCACGUGAUCUUCUGUGACGUGAACCAAUGGCUGAGCUUUGGAAAUUGAGCGUGGCAACAAAAGCAGUUGCGACUUCCACAUUCCCUUCCCUUUAACUUAAAUCUUUUACUUCUAACACAACAUCAUGUCAAACGACGGAGCUCUAGAUAUGGCACUCGACGAUGUCAUCGUUACCAACAAGGCUGGACGACGUGGAGCUAGACGUGGACCCUCUGGAGGAGUCAACAAACGCAGUGGUGGUGCGCCAAGAGCAAGAAACACUCCCUAUUCGCGUCCUGUAGCAAACGCUCGUGCACAACCACCAAGAAGCAACCAUUUGCUCGUCUCAAAUCUUCAUUACCAAGUCACAGAGAAGGAUCUUUACGAUCUCUUUGGCCAAAUUGGCAAAGUGAGGAAAGCAUUCAUUCAUCUAGGCCCUUCUGGAAAGUCCACUGGCGUUGCCGAUGUUAUCUUUGAUAACAACCGGGAUGCUGAUAAAGCUUUGGCAUCCUACAACGAUAUUGAACUGGACCGUCGCCCUAUGCGAAUUGCUUAUGCCGCUGGCCCAGCUGCUCCUGUGGCUGUAGCCGCACCUGUCCGAUCCCAGCCUCGCUCUACUCGUGGAGGUAACUCACGUGGUCGCGGUGGUCGUGGUGGCCGUGGUGGACGUAGAUCAGAAGGUCAACCCAAGAAAUCUCAAGAAGAACUUGAUGCUGAGAUGGACAACUAUAUGCAAGCACCACCCGCUGAAGAUACCGCCAUGGAGUCGUAAAGCAUUCGUUAUUUUUUUUUUAUUCUGUUCAGCUGUAGUGGAUCCCAUUCAGUUCUUUUAUCUUGUUAAAAUUGCUUUAAUAGCUCCGUGCAGUGUGAAUAAUUUGUAUUCCCAAUUUGACUUGUUCCAACGUGGAUGCUUGAAAGAAAUGUGUCACAGCGCAGUAAAACCCC